AUGAGAGGUGGAAUGGAGUGGACCACCACCACUGUCAACCGCCGUCGUCAUCCACCUUCGCCGCCACACGUCACCGCCGCCCCCCGCCACCGCCGUCACCCGACACCGUCGUUGCCGCCACCCACCUCCAUCCCCGCCACUGCCGUCGUAGCCAUCCACCAUCGCCGUUGCCACCUCCGAUCAUCGCUACCACCCACCUUCGAUUAUCUUCGCCACCAUCGCCGAUGCCACCUCCGAUCACCGCCGCCGUUGCCACCCACCUCCGCCAUUGCUAUCAACCGCCAUCACCCACCGCCACCACUUUCCACCACCAUCGCCACCGCUACCACCUCUAGGAACCGACGCCACCCACCUUCAUCAUCACCCACCACCACCACCGCUGUCACCACCCGUCGCCGUCUCCAUCCACCACCGCCGGCGCCGCUACAACUGCCACCUAUCUCCACCCACCAUCGCCGCCCAUCAUUGACCACCGCCAUCCACUUUUAUUCCUUCUUAAUUGCAAACGAAUGA
This is a messenger RNA of Helianthus annuus (common sunflower), 513 nucleotides long. Its product is annotated as formin-like protein 14. The transcript is spliced from 2 exons. The record is from RefSeq and is a predicted model, not a curated record. Bases 1 to 513 code for a protein of 170 amino acids. NCBI's taxonomy places the organism in Eukaryota, Viridiplantae, Streptophyta, Magnoliopsida, Asterales, Asteraceae.